Messenger RNA from Melitaea cinxia (Glanville fritillary), 1277 nucleotides. It is a transcript of the gene Fen1, whose product is annotated as flap endonuclease 1. The record is from RefSeq and is a predicted model, not a curated record. Bases 61 to 1200 code for a protein of 379 amino acids. Gene Ontology annotation, cellular component: nucleus. Lineage: Eukaryota; Metazoa; Arthropoda; Insecta; Lepidoptera; Nymphalidae. The transcript has 8 exons. Gene Ontology annotation, molecular function: 5'-flap endonuclease activity; RNA-DNA hybrid ribonuclease activity; magnesium ion binding.
AAAAUUCCCGCUUCUAUUCUUGAACCUUUUAUCGUAAAAGAAAUAUUAAAGUGAAUCAAAAUGGGUAUUAUAGGUUUAUCGAAAUUAAUUGCGGAUAUUGCACCUCACGCAGUUAAAGAAAUGGAAAUCAAAAACUAUUUUGGUAGAAAAGUAGCAAUUGACGCAUCCAUGAGCUUGUAUCAGUUUUUAAUAGCUGUAAGGAGUGAGGGAGCACAAUUAACAUCAGUUGAUGGUGAAACAACAUCACAUCUCAUGGGAACAUUCUAUAGGACAAUACGUCUAAUUGAGAAUGGUAUAAAACCGGUCUAUGUGUUUGACGGUAAACCACCAGAGAUGAAAUCUCAUCAGUUGAACAAGAGGGCUGAGAGACGAGAAGAGGCUGAGAAAGAACUACAGAAGGCUACAGAGGCUGGUGACUCUGCUUCGAUCGAGAAAUUUAACAGGCGUCUCGUUAAAGUAACAAAACAACACGGUCAAGAAGCUAGGGAGCUUUUGAAAUUAAUGGGAAUUCCCGUUGUCGAAGCUCCGUGCGAGGCCGAAGCCCAAUGUGCAGCUUUAGUAAAAGCCGGUAAAGUGUACGCAGUGGCUACAGAGGAUAUGGACGCUUUGACCUUCGGAGCCGAUGUGCUGUUGCGACACUUGACCUUCUCCGAAGCAAGGAAAAUGCCAGUACAGGAAUUCCAUUUAAACCAGGUGUUGAGUGGAUUGGAGCUAAAUCAUAAUGAGUUUAUAGAUCUCUGCAUACUUCUCGGCUGUGAUUACUGUGGCUCGAUCCGAGGCAUCGGGCCCAAGCGUGCCAUCGAACUGAUCAAGCAACACCGCAGUAUAGAACAAGUGUUAAAGAACAUUGACACAAAUAAAUACCAACCGCCUGAGAACUGGGCUUAUGAGGACGCUAGGAGACUCUUUCUUAACCCGGAAAUCAGCGAUGGAAAGGAUAUUGAGUUAAAAUGGACGGAUCCAGAUGAGGAAGGUCUAGUUAAGUUCCUAUGUGGUGAUAAGCAGUUCAACGAAGACCGAGUCAGGAACGGAACCAAAAAACUUUUGAAAGCCCGUUCUGGCACCACACAGGGCAGACUUGACGGGUUCUUUAAGGUUUUAUCAACAACACCAAACCCAAAACGUAAAGCAGAAGAAGAGAAAAUGAAAGCCAAUAAGAAGACAAAAGUGGGGGGUGGAAGGGGCAGAAAACCCAAAUAAAUAUCUCCAUAAGUUUAUCAAUUAUAAAAUGUACCUCCAACUCCAAAUUGUUCUCAUUAAUAAAAAUAUGUAUUAAU